This is a messenger RNA of Asparagus officinalis (garden asparagus), 3047 nucleotides long. RefSeq lists its product as uncharacterized. The transcript has 2 exons. The coding region runs from base 444 to 2816 and encodes 790 amino acids. Gene Ontology annotation, biological process: mRNA processing. Lineage: Eukaryota; Viridiplantae; Streptophyta; Magnoliopsida; Asparagales; Asparagaceae. The record is from RefSeq and is a predicted model, not a curated record.
UAUCUUUUACCUCAAUAACCUCCUUAAGGCUCCAUAUAAUCGAAUUGAAAGUCACAUCAUAAUUUUCCUCUUCUUAUACGGAUAAUAUGAUCUGACAUUAACCCGACCCGUUCCCACUCCCUCCCCACCACCCAAUGACUCGGCAAGAAGCAAUUUUUAUGGCGCGUGUUUUUGUUUAGUUUAAAUUUCUUUCUUUAAAAUAGUUUUGAAUAGCGUUUGGUCCUCAUAUAAGAUGAACUUUUGACCGUUGGUUUCUUUCUUCAUCCAUCUUCUCACCUUUGAUUGAAAUUAUGGGUUACGAGUGCUUUUUAGCGUCUCCAUUCUGUAUGAUGCACACUACUUGUUCGACGAAAUGCUUCAACGAACAGCUAACAACUUUGGACCUAUUGGAUGCUGUUGAGAUCUAACUGUUUGAUUUUGAUUUUGAUUUUUUUUUGGGACAAAUGUGGUCCUUCUUGAAUCGGCAAGGAAUAAUAAAAUUCGCAGCUUAUCUUUUUGGCCCAUCAACAUUGAGAACAGGGAAGUGUUUUCGAGUUUCAAGAUCGUAUAUGUCAAGCUUCCUUCCUGAAGAACUUGAGAACAAUAAUGAGAGCAAGAGCACAACAACAAUGUCUCUAGCGAAGAGCUUGGCUUGCCUUCCCGAUGAAGCCUUGGUCCCUAAUAAGCAUAGAGACCGAACCCGUGUAGAAAUGAAGAGAUUGAUCGAGCUUCGAAUUAAGAAGAGGGUAAAAUCCCAGUAUUCAAACGGAAAAUUUUAUAAUCUUAUGGAGAAAGUCAUUGCCAAGGCUGACACUCUCCAAGAUUCUUAUGAUAUAAUCCGCCUCAAUUCUAAUGUUGAAUUGGAAAUGCAUAGAGAUGAGAUAUGCUUCAAUUCAAUGGCACAACAGCUUGCAAGUGGGGGUUUUGAUGUUCAAGGGAAUGUUCUGGAAAUCGGUGUGAAGUGCGGAAUGAGAGAGUCGUUGAUUCUUCCUAGGCUAAAGUUGAGAGUUAUUCAAGAAGCGAUUAGGGUAGUUCUGGAGAUUAUUUAUAGGCCACAUUUCUCUAAGAUUUCACAUGGGUGUCGAAGUGGAAGAGGUCAUCGGUCAGCUCUGAAUUCUAUAUGCAAAGAGCUCCAGAAGUCGGAUUGGUGGUUCACUCUACACCCGAACAAAGAAAUAGAUGAUAGUGUUCUCUCCAAGUUAAUAUUGCUCAUGGAGGAAAAACUCAAAGAUGAUCAAUUGACUGGAUUUGUACGUCGCAUGUUUGAUGCUAAAGUUCUAAACUUGGUGUUUGGUGAUUUUCCAAAAGGUCAUGGGCUUCCUCAAGAAGGAGCCCUUUCGCCUAUUUUGAUGAAUAUUUAUCUCGAUAGCUUUGAUUGUCAAGUGUUCCAAAUGUCCAUGAGAUAUGAAAGUCUUGGUCCUGAAUCUGGCGCCAAUAAAGAUAGCACAAGCUCAAAAUUACGCAAUUGGGUUCGAAGACAGAUAAAACACAAUAAUGUGCAAUCAGAAUAUUUUGAAGCAGUAAGGAUAUAUGUUUGUCGAUUCAUGGAUGAGAUAUUUGUAUCAGUUUCAGGUUCCAAAGAUGUUGCCCUUAAUAUAAAGCUUGAGAUGGUUAAUUACCUAAAGAACUCAUUAUAUCUAGAUGUAGAAAACAGAGAGGACAUAUCAAAAGUUAGAGAUAAUCUUCGAGGAGUGCAGUUUCUUGGAUCAGUUCUUCGGGUUAUACGUAAAGAGAAUGAUGCAGUUAGAGCUGUGCACAAAUUGAAGGACAAGGUGAGGCUUUUCGCUUCUCAAAAGCGAGAGAUUUGGGAUUCAUUGAAUGUUAGGAUUGGUAGAAAAUGGCUAGCACAUGGAUUGAGGAGAAUUAAAGAAUCGGAGAUUAAGGCACUUAAUCUUAGCACUCCGCAAUUGGAUCAUAUCUCUCAAUUUCGUAAAGAUGGCAUGAAAACCGAUCAUUGGUUCAAGUCAUUAAUCAAGAUUUGGAUGCAAGAUGUGAAAGCUGACGGUGAAGCUAAUGAGGAGGUAGUCCUUUCUAAAUACAUUGCUGAGCCUUCAUUACCACAAGAUUUGAGAGAAUCUUUCUAUAAUUUCCAGAAUCAAGUUGAAAACUAUGUCUCAACAGAGACAGCUUCAACUCUUGCCUUACUACCUGCAGAGAUUGAAACAGAAACAAUGGUUACUAGAAGGGAGGCACCGAUUAGUUAUAUAACAAAAAGCCUUCAUCGUUAUGGACUUGUCACUAUUGAAGGAUACCCAAGGUAUAUUUCUGCUUUAAUACUAAAAGAUGACAAUCUAAUCAUAAGUUGGUACUCAGGACUUGUUUAUAGAUGGCUUAAAUGGUACAAUGAGUUUGAUAAUUUUGAAGACAUUAAGCUCCUUAUAGUUGAGUGUGUCAGGAAAUCAUGUAUUAAAACUUUGGCAGCUAAAUUUCGGAUUCAUGAGAGUUUGAUAGAGAGGAAAUUCGAAUCAGAGAUUAGUGAAAUUCCUAUGACACAAGAUAUUGAGACCAAUGUGACAGGAAAAGAUGAAGAAGAUGAAGAUGAGGGUUUGAUGUAUGGGAUUUCUCAUUCUGGGCUUUGUUUGUUAACGCUGUCGAGAGUUAGGGUGCCAAUGAGGAUGAAUUGUUUUGUGAUGGGCUGUAAUGUUGAAUCGCCGAGUAUGUAUAUAAUUCAUGUGAAGGAGAGGCAAAGAUUUCCAGGAUGGAGUACAGGGUUCUCUAGUUCGAUACACCCAAGCUUGAAUGCAAGAAGAAUUGGUAUUUGUAACCAGCAUGUUAAGGAUUUAUAUCUGGGUCAUAUAUCUCUCCAAUCUAUAGAGUUUGGAGUUUUGAGCAGGUAGCACCUUCAGGCUUCGAGAUAUUUCAGCUUUCACAAGGCAUAUACUUAUGAUUGCUGUGGCCUGAUAAUUCUUAGUCAAUACCAGCAUCUGUUAUAUCAGUAAUUAGAGGUAUUUAUUUCAGAUUUCAUUAUUUUCUGUAAUAUCAUUUUUUUCAGCAUCCAUAAUUUAAUUUUCAAUUUUCAGUGACAUUAUGACCAUAUUGUAAGUGACUACCUAAUCUUUAUAAUAUAU